This is a messenger RNA of Spodoptera littoralis (African cotton leafworm), 2025 nucleotides long. The record is from the annotation of a GenBank genome assembly. NCBI's taxonomy places the organism in Eukaryota, Metazoa, Arthropoda, Insecta, Lepidoptera, Noctuidae.
AUGUUAAACAAUGUAUCUACAUUGAGAAAUGUAAAGAGUGUGGGCGUCGGGCAGCUGGGCGCGGCGUCGCGGUGUAUGUCGCGCGCGGGGUCGCUGGGCGGCUGGGGCGGCGCGGCCAUCCCGCACACGUUCGAGGUGCACUCGUACACGCGGCCCACGGUGUGCCGCCACUGCAAGAAGCUGCUGCGCGGCCUGUUCAAGCAGGGCCUGCAGUGCAAGGACUGCCACUACAACGCGCACCGCAAGUGUAUCCCCUUCAUCCCCAAGGACUGCGGCGGCGAGAUACGCGACCAGCACAGUGAGUCACGUCAGACUAACCUACAUAUCUUCAGCGCAGGCGAGUACCAGGACAGUAGUACGGGCAGCGAACUGUCAGAGUCAGCGCGACUGCCCGAUGAGGAGUCAGAUGACGGCGGGAACGAGGCCGCUGAGAGUGCAACCGGGGACGAUGGAGAGGUGGAGCUCCGCCGGCGUCCGGACGAGCCGCAGCGCGACAGUCUGCCGGACCGGUCCGCCAGCCGCCCCAGCAGAUCUGACUCGUGUGCACGUUACAGCUCGUCCUCCUCGCCCAGCGCCAACAUACCACUCAUGCGCAUCGUACAGUCCGUCAAACACACCAAGAAGAGGGACGGACAGUGGCUCAAAGAGGGCUGGCUCGUACACUUCACUAAUAAGGACAAAACUUUGAAACGUCACUACUGGCGUCUGGACAGCAAAUCGAUCACAUUGUUCACAUCGGAACAAGGCAGCAAGUACUACAAGGAGAUCCCGCUCAACGAGAUCCUGGCUAUCGACACUGCUAGGCAACCACAUCCCGGGACAGACGUGAUGCACUGCUUCGAGGUGCGCACGGCCAACGUGGACUACCUGGUGGGCGUGGAGGAGGCCUGGGCCGGCGCCGCGCCGCCGCCGCCCGACUCGGGGCUCGGCGCCUACCUCGCGCGCUCCUGGGAGACUGCCGUCAGGCACGCGCUGCUGCCCGUCACGCACCACUCCGUGUCAUUCCCGUGUAUAGCCGAGGCGCGGGGCUGCGCGCUGGCGGAGGCGGAGGGCGAGGGCAGCACAGAGGAACGAGUCACUGACAUGGCGCAGCUCUACCAGAUCUAUCCAGACGAGGUGCUCGGAUCCGGACAGUUCGGCAUCGUCUACGGAGGCCUGCAUCGACGCUCCAAGAGACCCGUUGCCAUCAAGGUGAUAGACAAACUCCGGUUUCCCACUAAACAAGAAGCUCAGUUGAAGAACGAGGUAGCCAUACUACAGAACUUAUCCCACCCUGGUGUCGUCAACUUGGAGCGUAUGUUCGAAACACCCGAGCGUAUCUUUGUGGUGAUGGAGAAGUUGAAGGGAGACAUGCUCGAGAUGAUCCUGUCACAUGAGAACGGGAGGCUUACGGAAAGAAUCACUAAAUUCUUAGUGGCACAGAUCCUGGUAGCUCUGAAGCACCUGCACGAGAAAAACAUCGUGCACUGCGACCUCAAGCCAGAGAAUGUCCUGCUGUCCACGGAUGAAGAGUUUCCGCAAGUCAAACUCUGUGAUUUUGGCUUCGCCAGAAUCAUUGGGGAGAAAUCUUUCAGGAGAUCCGUGGUCGGGACGCCAGCGUAUCUUGCUCCAGAAGUCCUUCGCAACAAAGGGUACAACCGGUCACUGGACAUGUGGUCGGUGGGAGUGAUCAUAUACGUGUCACUGUCGGGCACGUUUCCCCUUCAACGAGGACGAGGACAUCAACGAACAGAUACAGAACGCUGCCUUCAUGUACCCGCCCACGCCGUGGAGGGAGAUCUCUGCCGAAGCGAUCGACCUGAUCAACAACUUGCUGCAAGUGAAGCAGCGCAAGCGCCUGUCGGUGGACAAGUCGGUGGCGCACGCGUGGCUGCAGACGCGCGGCGCGUGGCGCGACCUGCGCGCGCUCGAGGCCCGCGUGGGCGCGCGCUACCUCACGCACCCCAGCGACGACGCGCGCUGGGCCGAGCGCUGACCGGGGCCCAGCGCAUGCUGCCCCGUUCUAGAAGACUCCCCGGUUGGUAA